AAGUUGCUUAGCAACUACGAGAAGAUUUAUGAAAAAGACUGUAGUUCGCUCAGGUUCCGCUGUUUGCUACCAAGCUAAAAUUAAAAUAAUGUUUAAACAGUGCAGCCUGUAGUUUAUAGUAAGCUAGAGUUUAGGUGUGUUUGUGUGUUUAAGCGGGUCGCUGGCUGGCUGUGUGCAGUGUGAGCAGCACACCUGGGACAGGUCCUGAAAACUGUGGGAAUAGUUAGUCAGUGAGCUUUAGAUUAGUUAGCGUUAGCUAGCUUAGCUCGCGUCAACUGCUCUGUAAAUUAACGUGACCUAACUAACAUUGACGUUCAUUUGCUAAACUAAAAUAACUUGUUAACUAGAACUGAAUAAGGAAGAAUUGUUCAUCGUUCUAAGGCUCAUGUCUGGAAGUAGUGAAAUGAAAUGCAGAAGACCAUAGAUGACCCCUACGAGAGUCUCAUUCUGCAGCACCUAAAGCAUUAUGGACUUUUUGCUGGUCAGAGAUCUUCAUCUCAGAGAAAAGUGUCAGUCGGUAGGACAUGGGAUGGCACUCAUAACUCUUUGGCAACAGAUGGCAUCCAUUCACCAUCCAACAGCACAGACUUGGAGGAGGAGGAAUCAGAAGCUCAUCAGGGACAGUUCUCUUUCAAUGCGGAGAAAUAUCUCAGGACAAAGCAGCUGCUAAUAGACUUUCAAGGAGGGCGGCCUAUCCCCCGCUUGAAGGAACCUCUUGACCUUUUUACCAUCCCGUCUACCUCCAGUCCCUUUCAGGGCGUUCGCUGGCCUGUUGAAUGCAAAGUCAUCUGUGACAAAAUCCGUCACAUAGAAUGGGACCCUCCUGAACCAGAGCCAUUUUACCAACAAACAGGCUUUGAGCGUACCCCCAUGCCAACUGGAAAAGAAAGAGGAAACACUGUCUAUUGCAUAGACUCUGCUGCAAAGGCCCCCUGCUUCACCCGAUCUCGUGUUGGUGGUGGCAGAGAGCCUAAAAGAAAUUCAGCAUCUUGUACCAACAAUCAAGAAACAUCUUCCCUGUCCUUUGAGUCCCGGUUUGAGAGUGGUAAUCUUCAAAAAGCAGUUCAAGUAGGCCUUUAUGACUAUGAGCUUACUCUGCGGCAUGACAUGUACACCACAAAGCACACACAAUGGUUCUACUUCCGUGUGAGGAACAUGAAGGCAGGGGUCACCUAUCGCUUCACUAUCAUCAAUCUGAUGAAAUCCAGCAGCCUGUAUGAAGCUGGUAUGCGACCACUGCUGUACUCUGAGCUUGCUGCCUGGCUGAAGGGAGAAGGUUGGUGCCGUGAUGGCAGCAACAUUCGGUACUAUCGGAAUCUUUGUGAAAAUGAGGGAACAGCACUCUACUCACUCACUUGGACAAUGCAGUUCCCUUAUGAAAAUGACACCUGCUAUUUGGCCCACUGCUACCCAUACACCUACUCAGAUCUCCAGCACUACCUGCGAGGUGUCAUUUCUGACUCUGUCCGGGCAGCUUACUGUAAAGUGCGAGUGCUGUGCCGCAGUCUGGCAGGAAAUGCUGUGUAUGUGUUGACUAUCACAGCACCCGGUGCCACUUGGAAAGAGCGAAGGAACAAGCAGGCAGUGGUAGUGACUGCGCGAGUGCAUCCAGGGGAGACUAAUGGAUCAUGGAUGAUGCAGGGCUUUCUGGAUUUUUUGCUUGGUGACUCACUUGAUGCACGGCUACUGAGGGAAACCUUUGUCUUUAAGGUAGUGCCAAUGUUGAACCCUGAUGGAGUGGUGGUUGGAAAUUACCGCUGCUCACUUGCUGGAUGUGAUCUGAACCGGAACUAUCGCACUCUACUACGGGACUCUUUCCCCUGUGUGUGGUACACACGCAACAUGGUAAAAAAGUUGGUUGCUGAGAGAGAGGUGGUGCUUUAUUGUGACUUUCAUGGGCAUAGCAGAAAGAACAAUGUGUUCAUGUAUGGUUGUAAUGAUCAUAAAGAUGCUUCACUACAACUUCAGGAGAGAAUUUUUCCUUUGAUGAUGAGCAAGAAUGCCCAAGACAAGUUUUCUUUCAGGAGCUGCAAGUUUCGAAUGCAGAGAAGCAAAGAAGGCACUGGUCGUAUUGUGAUGUGGAGGCUUGGCAUUAGAAACAGCUACACUAUGGAGUCCACCUUUGGAGGAUCCACACUAGGGUCCAGAAAGGGAACUCAUUUCUCCAUGGGAGACCUAAAGUCAAUGGGUUACCAUUUUUGUGACACCUUACUGGACUUUUGUGACCCAGACCAGACCAAGGCUGAACACUGUCUAGCAGAGUUAGAGGCUUUGCUGAGGCAACAGAUCAGACAGAAGUUGGGUAGAGAUGUAGACUCCCUGGAGGGUCUUUUUGAUGUAGACCUUGAGUCAAGCACAAGUGGAUCAAACAGCACAGAAUCCGAUGGCCUGCCUGCUCAUCUUAUAAACUGUGCAGAUCAGAAUGUGAAAGUGAAGAAGAAGCAUUUGCGGAGCAGAAAAGAAAGGAAUAGAUUGCGACAACAGCAAGAACAGAGUGCAGUAUCCAAGAUCCUUCACAAAAACAUCAAAAACACAGAUCAUUUACCAUCAAAUGAAGGUAUGUUGAAAGUCAGGAUCCAAGAGAAAACAGGGAAAGACACGAUGGACAAAAGCCAAAAGACACAGUUAGUAGUGAGAGUUAAUCAAUCUGGAAGGUCCUGGGUCCCACAUCCUACCACACGCAUUGGUAUUGUUGGCCCUGCAACUUUUUGGGAGCAAAAGCCAGAUAAGAGUCCAUAUUUGGAGGCUGUUAGUGCAGCCUGUCUGCACGGUGGAGGCUUGACAGACCCCUGUCGACGUCCUGCUACAGAUGAAACUGGAAGAAAAAUGUGUCCUUAUGCCCUGCGUCAAUCCCAGAGACAAAAACAGCGGCAACCUCUGUCUAUCACUACAAUCCGACACAGCUUCUCUUCUGUGCCAAUCCAGCAGUACUCUCUGCUCUUCGACUCAGGCUUCAGAGCACAAGAUGGAAUAAGAGGGAGGUGCUCUGUAUCAAACAUCUCACUCCGUAGAGCUGUACUUAAUGAUCAAAGGCAGUUCAGGGUUAUUCAAGAAUUUGUUCCUGCCAGAGGCCUGGAGCCCUGCACCUCAGCUGACUUAUAUCCAACCCGCACUGACAACCAGCAGAAGCUUGCACAAGAAAGUAUUUCAUUCAAAUACUUCGCCCCGGAAAUACAGGACACUAUCGGCAGCCUAAAGACUAUUCGUAAAAGAAACACACUAGCUCCUGUAAUUGUGCCGGACUCUAUGCAGUCGAAUGAAGCAGAGCAGCUCAGUAAGCAAGAGAAAAAUGACGUCUCCUUUUUACCUAAUCUAAGAAGAAUUAACAAGAGGCCCUCAGGUGACCAGGCUGGACUAGGAGGUCUCAGACUGGGCAAGUUGCCAGAAGGGAGUGCAAGGCAGUCGGCACCCUGGGGAGAUGCAGCUUUACCUGGGCCAGCAGAGUGAAGGCAGAGAGGAAGCAUGCUGUACAGAGACUUCGGAAAUAUACUACUGGAAAAGGCUAACACCGCAUAAGGAGCAGGCGCAGAACACAACAAAGAAACGAUGGAUUCAGAAGGUCUGCAGAAGGUUCAAAUCAGCGAUAUUCUAGGAAAGAGCGUCUUGGUGUAUGCAUGUUUAUCAUUACCUCUAGGCAAAAACACACAUGUCAGGAAUACUUCAAUAGUACAGCAUGUCAUGGCUGGUAAAGCAAAAGGAGUGUUUCUAAAACAUCUCAGAGUACACGUAAUGGUCUAGGACCUGUGCUUGUUUCUAAAGUCAAGGAAAACAUAAGUAGGGCUCUAAAUUAAGUUUCACAAUUGGUACUUCUUCUCUCCAGGGGCUGGUUGCACCAGCUGUGCGCAAGUUUACAUGUCAGCUAGUUGUUUCAGAUUUAUGCAUAACUAAAUUAAAAAUGGGUUGAACCACACAAAUAAGUAUGUAUACAGUAGCUAGUAUCUAUUAAAUAUUAACACAUACCCUAAGCUGUGACUAAACCAAAAGCAUCCAAUACUGCUUUGAGACAGAUGACAGGUAAUCACUUUCACUGCUUACAUAAUUUCUGAUAACACAAAGAUAUCAUAUAUUGGCAAAUAUAACUAGUUGUUACUAGUUAAACACAACCGAUUUGAUAUUUGUCGAAUUUGCUCAGUGUUUACUAUUGACUAAGUAGAGUCUUAAAAUUAUCUAAACAAACUUAACCUAAAAAAGGAACAUACACAAAAAUGAUGCAGGCCAGGUUAUGAAUGUAGGCCAUGAAGUACAGAAACAUCUAUUGUGUCUUUGUUCAGCUGUAGACAGGUUUCAUAUUUUACCAUCUUUUUGAGACAAUUAUGUAUUUUUCAGCUAUUUUAAUAAAAAACACUGAUGUGACGUGA
Messenger RNA from Astyanax mexicanus (Mexican tetra), 4358 nucleotides. RefSeq names its product AGBL carboxypeptidase 2 (gene agbl2). Lineage: Eukaryota; Metazoa; Chordata; Actinopteri; Characiformes; Acestrorhamphidae. Gene Ontology annotation, biological process: proteolysis. Gene Ontology annotation, molecular function: metallocarboxypeptidase activity; zinc ion binding. The record is from RefSeq and is a predicted model, not a curated record. The transcript is spliced from 24 exons. The coding region runs from base 409 to 3447 and encodes 1012 amino acids.